Messenger RNA from Wyeomyia smithii (pitcher-plant mosquito), 1507 nucleotides. Its product is annotated as pickpocket protein 11-like. Bases 221 to 1507 code for a protein of 428 amino acids. The record is from RefSeq and is a predicted model, not a curated record. Gene Ontology annotation, cellular component: membrane. Gene Ontology annotation, molecular function: ligand-gated sodium channel activity. NCBI's taxonomy places the organism in Eukaryota, Metazoa, Arthropoda, Insecta, Diptera, Culicidae. Gene Ontology annotation, biological process: sodium ion transmembrane transport. The transcript has 7 exons.
CCACUGUUCCAUUUCAUCCUGUGAAAAUAGAAAAAAAAAGAAAAUCAAAUUAGUCCAGACGUUGUUACAUCGCUGCUGGAAACAGCAUGGAUAGCAGGAACUAAAGCGAAAGAAAUCGAUCCACAAAUAAUUCACCGCGCUAUCUACUAGAAAAGUCCAACUGUUUCAGUGCAAAUCAACUAUAGUAUCAUUUCCAAAGCCGUCGCGUGCAAACCUCACAAUGGUAUACCAGUUUCCAAUUUCAAAAUUCCUCCGUCAUGUUUUAAACGAAAGCAGCCUCCAUGGGGUGUUCCAUUUAAUCAAUCCGAAAAGCCAAUUGGCAGAGAAAAUUCUGUGGGCAGUCACUAUCGGUUCAGUCGUGUUCUGCUCUUUAUCACUACUGACUGUUUUCUGGUACAGGUAUCUUACGAAUCCAACGGUGAUUACGCUAGAUCGAAAUUACCAUGAAUGGAAUACAACAUUCCCGAGUAUGACGGUUUGCUUCCAUGACCGUUUAAAUAUCACGGCUCGAGACAAUAUGGUCAAACAGUUGAAGCCCGAAAAUCCAGAAAAGUUUAAAAAUUUUCUUGGGUUACUUGCGGAGGCAAAUAUUUUUCGACUUCAAACGUUGAUGGAGUUCGACGAAUACAGUUACUUAGAUCUAAAAGAGACUCAAAAUCAAAUUACUAAUUUUGUAGACACAAAAGUUACGCUUGAUAACGGUAAAGAAGCUGAGUUUAAACGCGUAGUUACGGAACUAGGUAUUUGUUAUACGUUUAAUUCGGCUAUAACUCGAUUUCUGUCAACCGAACCUCUCAAUUCUGACGACUCACGUGAUGAGUUGGUACAGGUAACCAUGAUGGAAAGGGACAUUAUGGCUUCUUUAGAAAACUUAACCGCGAAUGGCAAUAUCUUUUAUCAUGGUCCUUAUGAGGUACCAUCAAUAUUGAAACGUUUAAUGGUGUCUGCCUCGACGUCGGCAUUUCUAACAAUAACCUUCAAACCGGUGAUUAUAACGGGCGAUUCCACGAUUGAGCUCUUGUACGUGUCACAGCGUCGCUGUCGUUAUUCAUACGAAUCAAAUCUGUUAAUGUUUCCACAAUACUACUCGCACAGUAUAUGCCUACUGGAUUGCCGGUUGAGGUUUUUCCUGAAGUUUUGUGGAUGUGUACCGUUUUUCUACAAUCUGGAUGUCGAAACACCAGUUUGUCGCAUCAAGCAAUUAAGCUGUAUAGUUCAAAAACUGGUUACAAUUCGUCAAUCAUUAUCAAACUGUGGUUGUUUGAAGGAUUGCAAUACAAUCAGUUAUACUUUGCAAAGUUACGUACUGUUCGAAUGGUUUAAUGAUCCACUUAUCAAAUGGAACAUGGAAACGCCCAAGGUACGAUACAGUAGAAGAAUCAUCUAUGGACUUGUGGAUGCCCUUGGUUCGUACACAGCUUCUAAGGCAAGCUCGUUCUUGUUGAAAUUUGUAUCACAGAUCGACAAACGUAACACUUUGAACAAAUUUAACGGUACUUUACGCUAG